CAACAACAUGUCAAUAUGGAAUACUAUUUUUAGGAAGGUUGCCACAUUGUUAUCUCGCAUGACCUGUUCUGUCCACUCAUGUCCUAAUUGUGGUUUACAACUAUUAGCUUCGUGAGUGAGACUUUACUAAUAAUAGAACACUAAAAUUGACCCAUUUCUGGCCAUACAUCUGUUUCUAUUAUUAGUCACUCUUUUAAAUAUAAAUACAUCUUCUACUUACAACAUCAGAAUCAACUCGUCAAAUAUUUGUUCAUCUCUUGGUAGUAGGAGGUUGAAGUUGUUCUCUGUAAGUAAUUUAUGUCUUCCAAGCUCCCUAUUUUUUAAUACAGUUUUGUAUAUGGUGUUCUUAUUAACCCGGUUCAUUUGUUUCUCAUGAAGUCUUGUUCGAACUCUUUGUUGAAACACUGCAAUCAUGGCGGGAGAAACGCCUUGCCCAAUUUGCACUCAGCCAUGUAAUUUGUGCAGAUGGUCUACGAGAUCAUCCACGCAGUUCCGUAUAAAAAUGCUGCCUAGAGUGUUUGAAUAUAGUCCUAUUAUUCCUUGCAGUUACAAACAAAAAACUCCAAACUUAUGCCCAUCCAAGAUCUUAAAGGCAAUAGGUCCGCCGGUUAGAGGCUUGGAAGAUGACGACGAUGUCUACACCACGCAUCACAUCAUACUAGAUGAUCAUGGUUCUCACUUUGCCAUGCAUGGACCGUACUAUAAAUCCAUGCUGUCAGAUUUUGAUAUCAAAGUGGGAGAUGUUGUUACUUUAGAUUGGGAUAAAGAUGAGGACAUAUUUAAUAUAUUUGUGCAUUCUUCUACCAGUGAAGAAAAAUUCUGGAUCAGGAUCCCUGGUAAUUUUUACUGAAGUUAAUUUAAUUGUAUUUUUCAUUAACAUUUUUACUUGCUUUUUUAUUUACAAAAAGUGCCUCAAAAUUAAAUAGAGUGCCAGAAUCUACCAAUACAUUGCGAAGAAGCUUUCAGUAAUUGUUACUUCACUGAUGCGGUGGAUAUUUCCGAAGAGGAGAUGAACGCGAUCAUCCAGAAAUUUGAAGAAUUGAUGGAUGAUCGACAUUAUCAUACUCAUGAACCUAAUUUCAUAGUACACAUGCUAGACAAUGACGAAAGAUUCAUCUGGAAAUUCACCACAAAUGCUACCAUUAUAUCAAUUACAUCAAAGAAAUAAUUUGUCUUGAUGAAAAAUACAACAAUGCAAAACAUAAAAUUCAAAGUAAAUAAUCUCGAUUAUUAUAAUCGACAAGCGAACUUGUCUCCCUAAAUACUUAAAACAUUGAGACCAAUGUAACUUGCAUUCGCCACUAAUCUAGUGCAAAUAAAUCUACUCCAUAUAAUCUAUACUCCAUGCAGAAAUCAGCCCAAGUCUCAUGGAAUUUCACCAUGUCGCCAUCUAUAAUUUUGUAAGAACCCUGGAUAGUAUGAUUUUUGUAUGCGUACACGGCAACGCCCUUCCUAGGAAGAUCACCCUCUGACUUGAUAUCAUCCAAUGGAAGUUCCUACACAAAAAUACAAAUUUAAAAAACAUCACGCAAUGAAUGGAUGAAUAAAAGAAGAUUAAAGUAACACAUUUUUAACUACAUGACUAAUUUAAAAUAAAGGGGAAAUUAGGAAUCAUACUAACCCAGCUGAAUCUUUCGUCGUUGUCUAGCCUGUGUACUAUGAAAUUAGGUUCAUGAGUAUGGUAAUAUCGAUCUUCCAUCAAUUUUUCAAUUUUUUGGAUGAUUGCAUUUAUCUCCUCUUCGGAAAUAUCCGCCGCAUCAGUCAAGUAACAAUUACUGAAAGCUUCUUCACAUUGUAUUGCUAGAUUCUGGCACUCUAUUUAAUUUUGAGGUACAUUUUGUAAAUAAACAAGCGAGUAAAUAAAAUGUUAACGAGAAAUACAAUUAAAUUAACUUCAGUAAAAAAUUACCAGGGAUCCUGAUCCAGAAUUUUUCUUUACUGGUAGAAGAAUGCAAAGAUAUAUUAAAUAUGUCCUCAUCUUUGUCCCAAUCUAAAGUAACAACAUCUCCCGCUUUAAUAACAAAAACCGACAACAUGGAUUUACAGUACGGUCCAUGCAUGGCAAAGUGAGAACCACGAUCAUCUAGUAUGAUGUGAUGUGUGGUGUAGACAUCGUCAUCAUCUUCCAAGCCUCUAACCGGCCGACCUAUUGCCUUUAAAAUCUUGGAUGGGCAUAAGUUUUGGAGUCUUUAUUUUUAACUGCAAGGAAUAAUCUACACGAAAAAAUGUCUUUUAAGCCAAGCACACACUUCUUGGAUAGACGAUAAACUAUCUGAGAUAAAGAGAAUAUGGCAACAAAUAGUAAAAAAGUGACCUACAGAACAAUAUUCCUAGGCAGCAUUUUUAUACGAAACUGCGUGGAUGAUCUUGUAGACCGUCUGCACAAAUUACAUGGCUGAGUGCAAAUUGGGCAAGGCGUUUCUCCCGCCAUGAUUGCAGCGUUUCAACAAUGAGUUCGAACAAGACUUCAUGAGAAACAAAUGAACCGGAUUAAUAAAAGACCAUAUACAAAACUAUAUUAAAAAAUAGGAAGCUUGGAAGACACAACUUACUUACAGGGAACAACUUCGCUCUCCUACUACCAGCACUUGUGCUUAAAAAAACCCUAAAAUGUUCGCCCCGGCUAAGCUCACUUCUGCUACAGAUUUUAAUUAUUCUGGUGUGUACUAGAUCAAAUCAUCACACAAGUGGAGCUACUUGUCACGUUUUUAUUUAUUUAGACUGAUUGAUACAAGGGAUGGUUUGUCAACUUGCAACUCAAAAAUAUUUACCAACUUUUUUCUCUCCAUAUUGUAGUACUCGCCUUUUUUUGGAAGAAUCUUAAUUCUCACCUACCGUGGUUAUCCUGGCUGCACCUUUCAGCCAUCACAAUCGUCAUACUCACGCAUAUCUCCCAUAUCUUCAUCUCUUUCGUUUCUGUUCAAUCCAGCAGGGUAGCUGAGAAUACAGCCUGACCUUCUUAAGCGUCUCUUCUACUUGGAUGCUUUCUGAGAAGGUAGCUGCUGCAUCCCUACAGCUGAUCCAAGGCAGUGCUUCAGCUUUCUGUUGAGAACUUGUUUCCAUAUCCUCCAGAGUUAAGAACAAACGAUAAAGUGAAACUUCAGAGCUCGAUUCGUUGUAUACAAUUUGUUCCAACUGAUUCAGUUGAGAUAUUAGAUGAUCACCAAAACCCCUCCGGAAGGUGAUUUUUGUCUAUCCUCUGUUCCAGAUAUGGGCUAGAGUGGAGCUAUGUUCAUUACACACAAAAUAAACCUCCUAAAGUGAAGAGCAAGGCUAGUGCCUUCAAACCAAUGAUAUUCCCAGAACUUGCAGAUUGUUUUUUUUUUGACACACCAAAACUUCACAGAUUUACAAUUACCUACUACCCAUUGAUAUUCAAAGUGUGCAGCUUUUCAUGCCCAUGUAACCCCUUUCUGAUAAAGGUGACAUCUGAUCAUCAUUACAGGCAAAAAUGUUACGUCUAUGGACACUGCAUUUACAUUGGAUAAUCUGCUUCGAUAUCUUGUGAUCAUCCAGCUGGUACCUUCUGAUACAUGAGGCUAGCAGAAAUAUUAAGGUCUCUGAGAUUGGGUUUACCAAAACAACAAUUGUUCUAUUACUGUCCCUGACUCUCCCGUGGAGCUGGAAAUCUAGAUUGUGCUCAUGCAUUUAUCUUUUUUUUCACAAGCCUUUCUGUUUAGUUUUGCAUCUCACCAUCAACUCUGCCAGCAAUAUGUUUAAGAUAAGAUUUUACAAUAGAAAACUAUUGCCGUUCAGUUUGACGAGUGAUUUUUUUUUUUUUGCAUCUCUUUAGUGCAGGGUUUGAUCACUGAGCUGAAGCACCUGCCAACUUCAAUUGGAAGAGGGAGAACACUUUCUGCCCUUCUUAACUUCUCUCUGCCUUGUCAGGAAGAAUUUGUUAACCAUCCAAUGGAAAUGGUAUGCAGAAGUUGCGGUUUUGAAUACAAAGAAGUAACUGGCAAACAAUUCAUGUUUAGUUGCUUUGUUAUAUUUAACUGGACUUAUUUUGUGUACAGAGAUACUUCUGAACAUGUGUGUAUAGUGUUUAUCCAUUACCUACUUCUGAGCAAUGUCAUUUUGUUUUCCAUAUUUCAGGUUGGCCCCCUUUUUGCUCUAAUCAAGGCUGAGGUUCCUUGGUCAGCCCGAAGAGGCAAUCUUUCGGAGAAAGAGAGAGUCCUGAAAAAAGUGAAAGGUAUAUUGAACAAACUGACGCUAGAGAAAUUUGAGCUACUCAAGGGGCAACUGCUGGAUACUCGAAUUACUACAGCUGAUAUGUUGAAGGAUGUUACGUCUCUCAUAUUUAGGAAGACUGUUUCUGAGCCCACCUUCUGUUCCAUGUAUGCUCAACUUUGUUAUGAAGUCCAUGACUACCUCCCGUCAUUCCCUGCUGAAGAACCAGGAGGAAGAAAUAUUAUAUUCAGACGUCUGCUCUUGAACAAUUGUCAGCAAGUUUUUGAAGAUCCUGAUAGCCUAAGGGUGGAGAUUGCAAGACUGAUUGGCCCUGACCAAGUGAUGGAAAGAGGGGAUCAGGACAUGAUUUUCAAACUUAUAACACUUGGAAAUAUUCGUCUAAUUGGUGAGCUAAUGAAGUCAAGGAUGGUUCCUGAGAAGAUAGUUCAUCACAUUAUCAAGGAAUUACUAGGGUCUGAUAAAAAGGCUUGCCCUGAUGAGGAACACAUCGAAGCCCUCUGUCAGUUCUUCAAUACGGUUGGUAAACAUCUUGAUGAGAACCCAGGGUCUUGCCGAAUGAAUGAUACCUACUUCAUCCAGAUUAAGGAUCGAGUAGCAAACCCUGAGUUGACUCCACGCUCAAAGUUCAUGCUUCUCGAUUUGAUUGCUCUCCGUUCUAACAACUGGGCGCCUCGACGUGGGGAGGUAGGGGAUGUUCCUUGUGACAUUUGGCAUUGGCAAGAUGCGUCCACGAACUAUUUGUCAAACCUCGGCCACAUCAGAGCAGAGACGGAGAAGUUGGGGUCAGAGAUGAAGAGGAUUGCACUUGAGGGACAGCAGAAGCAAACCUGUAAGCUAAGCGAUGAAGACAUGAAGAUCACAAGGAUGACUAUGUUGCUCACUGCUUUGUUACAAGAUAACAAGGAUUGCAAGAAUGAGAUACUUAAGGUGUUGAAGCUGGCAGUGGCAAUUCAAUUUGCAAUUCUUUGUGUAUGUGUUGUAGGUGUGAUGAAGAAGUGAACACUGAAUCGUUUCAAAUAAUGUACUGUGAUCAUAUUAUAAACAUUGGACUGUGAUCAUAUUAUAAACAUUGGACUGAUGAUGUUUGGAAA
Molecule: messenger RNA, 5282 nt
Organism: Lolium perenne
Lineage: Eukaryota; Viridiplantae; Streptophyta; Magnoliopsida; Poales; Poaceae
Source: RefSeq, a predicted model, not a curated record